This is a messenger RNA of Dermacentor albipictus, 341 nucleotides long. RefSeq lists its product as uncharacterized. NCBI's taxonomy places the organism in Eukaryota, Metazoa, Arthropoda, Arachnida, Ixodida, Ixodidae. The record is from RefSeq and is a predicted model, not a curated record.
UUCAGCAGUGCGCCAUCAGCAGCGAGUCCCCGAAGCUACAAGAGACGAGAUGCCCAGCCCUGCCGCCGCCCGCUGCUUGGUCCUCCUGCUCCUGCUACAAGCGGCGCUUGCCUUUCCUGACUACAAAGACCUUCGCGACCUGUACGAGCUGAUGGCCAAGGGUGAGCAGGACAGUGUCGGCCAUGCCAUGGAGCGCAAGGCCGGCUACACACCGACCCUGCGCUUGCGGUUUGGACGCCGCUCGGAUCCGGCUUGGAACGAGGCGAGGACUUGGGACGCUCAGCGGACAGCCUGAACGGAGAGAAUUCGCUCUCUAUGCGUGAAAUAAACCGAUGAUUCAU